AUGAAAUUGUCUCAAACUCAAGCAUUAGUGCAACUCAGAACGUCUUUAGCAAGCAGUGACAAUCCCCUGUUGGCAAAGAUCCUGCAAUCGAUUGACGCGGCAACCAGUGAUGAACAUUUGUUUGAAGUAACACUUAAACUACUUAAAAGCUUGUGUGUUUGUAUGCGUGAUACCCUGAAAGCAAAAGAAGAUACGUACAAUAGUGCCAAAAAUUUGAUUGGACUCAGCAAAACAGUUUCUACUGAAGGUAAAGUACUUGAUCUGUAUAAGAAAAUUUAUAACAACACAUGCUUUAAUCUAAAACAUGAUCUGUCUAAACACAGCAAUACAUCUAGUGAAAGCUGGAGUCAUACUAACUGUGGUAAGGAGGACAGACAAAACGAAAAUAAUACACCAAAGAUUGAGGAAGAUUCUGUAAAAAAUGUACUGAAAUCUAAACUAGAUCAUAUCUUAUAUAGAGCGUUAGUACAAACAAGACAUCAUCAUAAAUAUAAUAUCAAGAAAUAUAAUUUGUUUGGCAAAGCAAAAUCUAAAGUAAAAAGUUCGUUAAUACAUACUUUGAUAGUCAUAUUAACAUUACACCCUGAAUAUAAAGAUUUAAGAAAAUAUAAUGUAGUAGAGGAAGAUCUCCAUAAAGUACUUCAUAAAAAUUCUACAAUAGAUAUAGAUAUUAUAGACACAAAAUAUGAUCAAAAAGGAAAAGAAAGCGAAGAGGCUGUCAAACCUGAAGUUUAUUCAGACUGUCACUUACAAUCCCUUUAUACAUACUUAGCAGAAAGUGAAAAGAAAAAUUUGACUAAAGUUUUUAGAUACCUACGAAGACGUGACACUAUAAAAAUAUACAUUGAGGUAUUUACUGGUAGAAACCAUUCAGACUAUAUUAAUAUUUGUUGUACUAAUGGAUCGAUAACAGCAUCAUGUAAAAAAGAAUUAAUAGAAUACAUAGAUUCUCAAGAAAAUAUCACAGUACAGUAUAAAAAACUUGAUAAAGAAAAAUCAAUGGCCCUGAAAAAUAGCUUUAAGAAUACUAUCUCAAAAUUAAAACAACUAGUAAAAAGGCUUGACUACAAGUCAUUCAAUAAUUCAACCAUUGAUUUAAAUAUUAGUAAUAUUGAUAUUUCUAAUAAUAUCACGAAUACAAACACGAUGAAGAAUGGCGUACUGUCAAUGAAGGAAAGCAAUUCUAUUACUGAUCAACUUGGCCUUAAACCGAAUGGAGUACCGAACUUUGCAGAAAAUUUAACACACCCACUAAAACUUCGAGAUGUUUCAAGAGCUAUAAUAUUACUUAAUGAUUUCGUAUCAAAACAAACAACAACAGAUAACAUCAAAUCACCUGGGACAAAUCAAACAGACUAUACACAAGUCGAUCUAAUAAAUACCCUGGCUUUAACGGAAGUUCCAUUUACAGAAAGUAAUUUAAUUACUUUUAAAGAAUUGUCUCCUACGACUAUAUCAAACUUAGCACUUUUUGAAGAAAAUGCUACAAAAUCGGAAAAGGAAAUUGAAACCAUUCAAGAUAUGAUUCACAUGAUAACAGUAGAUAAACAAGGCGGAAUUGAUUUCAAUAAAAAUGUGGCAUUGCAGUUAAAUGAUACUGAAUCAGCUUCUUUGGCUAAUAGUUUCAAAACAAAAUCACAUAUUGUCACUACCUCCGCUAUACCACAUGAACGAUUUACUAAUAAAAAUCAUCCAUUUGACAGUGUGUUUACAGACCUCGACAACAAAAUAACUACACAUGGUAUAAAUACUAAAAUGGUAUCAACUAAUGACAAAAACAAACCAAACAAAAUUUUUAAAAAUAACUUACAACAUAAACUGUCCUCAUAUAAAACUCUUAAGGACAUUUUUCCAAGAUAUUCAACAAAAAGUUAUGACACAAAUUUGACAAAGAUGCGACCUACAAAACAUUUUCCUCCAGGAAGUAAUAGGCCGCAUAUUCAGCAUGUUUCAAAGAACGAUAAUAAUAUAUUAAAUAAAAAUCAGGAUAAAGUAACUCGGGAAAAUGAAAAAGCUACAACAGCGUUCAAAUUUGAAAAAAAUUAUUUGCAAGUUACAGGAAACAUAUCUAAAUACAUGAAUUUACUUCAAUUGAAAGUAAGAAAUGAUACGAUUCCAAAGCCGUUCACAAUUUCGAUUUCAAAGCACCCUGAAAAUGUUAUAAAUGUGUACUUUCCACAUGUACAAAAAGAAUCAAAACAAGAUACUUUGACAACACAACAUGAAGAUGGAAAUUUAACUAAAUCGAACAAACAAUACUACCUAGAACACAGUACUAAAUCAAAGGCAUUUCAGAAAAACAUUGUAAAUUCACAAAUAGCUGUAACAGCAUAUAGUAAUGGUAAUAUAUCAACAAUUAACUUUGGUACAAAGAAUACAAAAAACUGGAGAAUAAAGAAAAACAGGACGACAACUGCCUCUAAAUGGUCUAACAUAAUUCAUUCUUAUUCAAAAACAACACAUAUAGACAAACUGAGACCUAAACCUUUUACCUCUAUGCAAACAUCUGCACUACAUCAUAAACAAAAGCUUCAAAGCCAAAAUGCCACAAAUUACUUAAAAACCUUAUCAAAACACGACAAACUGAAAAAUGAUUCAGCAUCUACCAAAUACAGCUUUAUGAGUACAACUAAAAGUGUGAAAACAUUUUUAACACCAAAUAAUAUUUUCAAAUUCAAAGCAGAUAAUACAUUUUCAGAGAGACCAAUCAAAAUACCUAUAAAGCAAGGUAACAAAGACAACCAAAUUAAAUUGCCUACUACAGUUAACACAUCCCUGAUCAAAACUGACCCAAAGUUACCGUCAAAAAACGAUCAUUCAAACAUAAAUUCUGAUUUCUUGAUUACACCACAUUUAGGUGUUAUGGCAAAUCAUCCGAUUUACAAGCACUUACCAACUCAUACCUGGUUAUCAAUGACUACAAAUAAAACAAACAAUGCAAAGACCUUAAAUGCCACAUUCAGAGUAACUAUAAAUACUGAUGAGCCUCAUAUCAAAGUAUCAAAAGAAUUUCAAAAUCUUAUGACAAGCAACGCAAUCUUCGGGGACAAAAAUACAGUUAUUUUAAAUAAUAGGCAACUAGAAGUUAAUAACAAAACUAUGCAUAAAAUAAACGAUAUUUUUGCAAAUACAAUUGAUGAAAGUUACCCAGCCGCAGACUCAUUACUUGGUGAUUCAAUGCUUGCAAAUGGCAUCCAUACAGAACGUAUUACAAUAGUGCCCAACCAGAGGACAAUGCCUCUUAUGAAAUCUACAAGUAUGCCAACAAGAUCCAUCGCAUCAGACAAAAAUGGGUACUAUAAGUAUAAAAGUGUAACUACCAAGAUGGCACCAAUAUUGAACGCCAUUGCCAGUGCCAGUUUUGACAAAACUUCUAGGAUAAAAACUAUAAGCUUCAAACCAAAAACGAUUAUACCAAAUAUGGAAUGGAACUCACAAUCAGUUAUGACAGUUCCUCAUUUUGAUAGAACAAAGACUUCUGAGGAAUCAUCCACUUUCUCUCCCAAAGAUAAAAACACAGUAUUAAAUUUGUCAAAUAUGAUUAAUAAUAUAGACGUCGACAUCGAAACUUCACCUUCUACAACGACUCAUAACGAUAAUCCACUAGAUAAUAGAAAUAUAAAAAUAAAAGGUCAAACAUCCAGUCAGAAGAUAUCAUUCAAUAAUCAAGAAAUAGAGUUAAAUGCCAACUACAGCGCUGUGUUACAUACCACAAAGUUUUAUGGUUUACAAAAUACUUACAAUCAUGUAGCAAGUUCCGUGCCUGUAACAACGCACAAAGCUGUUUCCUCCACAAAAUCGAGCACUGCAAACAUUGAUGCUGAUGAAAUGGUUACUAAUAAAAAUAAAGUAAAAGAAACGCUUACAACUUCAACUAUUGAAUUAACUGAAGUCACAAAUAUGUCGGGUCUCAAAUUAUACACAAUAAACUAUGGAGACCGUGACCCAAUCGAAAAUACAAUUAAUUUUAUAGAAACAUUCGAAGAUCAGAUUGAACUUAAUAUACCAAAUGAUAAAAAUAACACAAUAGAAAAUUACAAUCCAAAAAAUAUUGUAUCAAACACUGGAGCUGUCAUACUAACUAGAACAACAAAUAACUACAACUAUUCUACAAAAUUAAGUAAUGAAACAGAAAGAGAUAAAAAUAGUAUUGAUAAUACAGAAAAUAGAACUGAUGAACAGGCCGUUAGAAACUCAAGUGUUCUAUCAAUAAAUAGUAUAAAAAUGUCCACAAAACCAAUUAAAUAUACACUACCAAACACAAAAAACGUGAUUUACCAAGAACCUUUAAUGUUUACUGAAUCUACUUUAUUCAGUACUAGUCCAAUGUCAUACAAAUUUAAACAAUCGUCCACAUCUACAUUUAAGAAAACAGAAAACAACAUAAGUGACCUAAAAAAUAGUGUGCAAGACAUAGUAAAAAACAUUAACGUUAUACAGAAACACAUCACAGAGACAUCGGGUAGUACUGAGAAAUAUAGUUUAUUAAAAACAAAAGCUGCAAUAUCUGAAGAAAUUUAUGAUGAGAUGGAAAAUUCUAUAUUUGAUACAACGGCUAAAAAAUUAUCCAAUUUAGAAAAAACUAGGAAUAUAGAAAUUAAUCCUAAUCCUAUCUCAGACCAAAACGAUGAGGAAGAGUUUUUAACAAAGUCACUUUUUGCUGAAAACGAUGAAAGUAACAGUGUAUAUACAACAAUAGAACCACAAACACAACAAAAUAAUUUCAUAAAGACGUUUGAAACAGUAGAAAAAAAUACAGUACCAGAAAUAAAAGAAACAAUGCAAAAAGAACCUUGUGAUUUUAAAUUAACUGAAAAUGUAGUGUCACAGACAAACACUGAAACAAUAACUAAGACUAAUACCAUUGAAAAUAUCAUCAACAGAAGUAAACUAAUAGUUUUACCUACAAACCCAACAUUUCCACAACAAAACAUACCACCCAUUUCAAAGGGUACUUUAACACAUAGUCAAAAAAAUAUAAAUGACAUAAUGUUCUCAAAGUCGUACAAUGCUAUUUCAGAACCAAUAAAUGUCUUACUAUCUAGUACAAUGUGUAGUACUAAUAAGAAUUAUGAAAGUUCCGCAAUCAACAUUGAUAAUGUAAUCAAAGGAACGAACGAACUAACUAAACAAACAUUGGAAACUAUCACACAGAAUACGCCUUUUAAAAAACCUUACAACUUUUUAGAUACUGAAAAUACUAAAUUUAAUAACAUACCUGAUUCAUUAUAUGACGAAUUGUUUGCCACAAAGACAAGUAAUACAGUUGAAAUUAUAAAUGCUAGUAACAACAUUGUAAGUAAAACUAAAAUAGCAGAUUUAACUACAACUCCAACAAUUUCACAACAGAACAUUAAGAAAACUUCAAAUAAUACCUUAAAAUAUAACUCGAAGAAAAUAAAGGAUACAAUAUUCACGGAGUCGUACAAAGCUACUUUAGAACCAAGAAAUGUCAACAUAACUAAUGCAACGCGAAACACUACGAAAAAUUAUGAAAAUUACGUUUCUACCACGAGAUACAUAGAUCACGUUACUAAAAUAACUAGUAGCCGAAAUAAAACCACACAAUCAUUUGAAGUUAUUACCAAAACUAGAAGUAAUAUAGAGCCUUACAAGCUUUUGGGAACCGAACAUACGGAAUUUGAUAAAACAUCUGAGACAAUAUAUGGUGAAAUGUUUGAUACCAGUAUGAAGAACAAAAAAGAUUCCACAAGUACAACGUGGAAUACCACAAACAAUUUUAAAUAUGAGAUAAAUAACAUCACCAACAUAGUUCUUGUGACGGAAAAACCAAUAAAUUCAACUGAAAUCCAUCAUAAUACUAUACGAACAUUAGAAAGCAUUACUAAGAAUACACCAUUCACGAAACCUGACGACCUUUUAGGCACCAGAAAUAUAAUUCUAGAUAAUACAUCUGACCUGACAAUGAAUAAACAAAAUCAAAGAAAAGAUAUUAUGAAAGCUAUUGAAAGCAUUGAGAAUAGAAGCAAAAUUAAUACAAAUGUAAUAAUUCCACAAAUAAACAUUAAAAUAACAUCAUAUAAUAAAACAUUAAAAUAUACUCCAAAGAACAUUAGAAACACAAUGUUCACAGAGUCGUACAAGGGUAUUUUAGAUCCAGAUCCAAACAUCAAAAAAUCUAGUACAGUAUGGAAUACUACGAAAAAAUAUGAAAGUAACAUUAAUAGUAUCGCAGGCAUAAAUGUUGAAACCCAGAUGAAGGAUACGUCAACUCAAAUAACUAGAAUACCAAAUAAAGGUAUACAAAAAAUUAAAGCUUUCAUAAAAUAUACGUCACCAACCACAAAAAAUUUAACUCAUACACAACUCUGCAACUUUUCGGGCACCGUAAAUACAAUAUUUUCUAACACAACCGACGAAUUAAAUUCAAAUAAUAUAGAAGGCACUACCAUAGCUAUUGGAAGCAUUGUGAACAAAGGUAAAAUAACUACUCAUUCAGGAUUUUUACAAAGGAACGUAAAAGAGACAUAUACUACUUUAAAAGAUAAUUCAAACGACAUAGAAGGCAAAAUGUUCACAGAAUCAUACAAUGCUCUUUUAGAACCAGAAGAUGUCAAUACAUCUACAACGAAAAAAUAUGAAAAUGGCGAAAUAAAUGCCGGCCACAUAGAUGAUGAGACCAUAAUGAAAUCAAUGAAAACAACUAAAACACAAAACAAUGCUACACGCAAACUUGAAAGUGUUGUAAAAUAUACAUCACCAAUAACAGGAAGUACAACUGAUGUAUAUAUAUUUCAUGACACACCCGAUCCAAUACGUAAUGAAAUGUUUGGAACAAAAUCAAAUAACAAAGAAGAUAUUUUAAAUGCUGUAAAAAUAAAUAAGAGUAUAAAUGAUAUAAAAGUUUUAACUACAAAUCAUGUAUUGCCACAAAGUAAUAUGAAAAAUACCUUUAAAUAUGAUUCAAUGAACGAAAACAACAAAAUGUUCACAGAAUCUUACAAUGUUAUUUUAGAAUCAAAAACUGACCACAUAUUUGCUACGAAAAAAUAUGGGAAUGAUGUAAUUAACGUCGGAAAUAUAGGUGAUAAAACCAAAAUAAAGGACAAAUCAAUUAACACAACUAAAACACAAAAAUUUGCAAGUACCAUAAAAUAUACAUCACCAAUGACUAGAAGUACAACUGAUGAAUAUACAUUGCAUAACACACCUGAUCCGGUAUAUAAUGAAAUGUUUAGAACAAAUUCAAAUAAUAAAGAAGAUAUUAUAAAUGCUGUAAAAAUAAAUAAGAGUAUAAAUGAAAUAAAAUAUUUAACUAGCCAUCAUGUAUUUUCACAAAGUAACAUAAAUAGUUCCUUUAAAUAUGAUGCAAUAAUCGAAAACAACAAAAUGGUCACAGAAUCUUACAAUGCUAUUUUAGAAUCAAAAACUGACCACAUAUCUACUACGAAAAAAUAUGGGAAUGAUGUAAUUAACUUCGGAAAUAUAGGUGAUAAAACCAAAAUUAAGGACAAAUCAAUCAACACAACUAAAACACAAAACUUUCAAAGUACUAUAAAAUAUACAUCACCUAUGACAAGAAGUACAACUGAUGAAUACAUAUUUUAUGACACACCCGAUUCAAUACAUAGUGAAAGUUUUGGAACAAAUACAAAUAAUAAAGAAUAUAUUAUAAAUGCUGUAAAAAUAAAUGAGAGUAGAAAUGAAAUAAAAGAUUUAACUACAAAUCAUGUAUUACCACAAAGUAACAUGAAAAGUACCUUUAAAUAUGAUUCAAUGAACGAAAACAACAAAAUGUUCACAGAAUCUUACAAUGUUAUUUUAGAAUCAAAAACUGACCACAUAUUUGCUACGAAGAAAUAUGGAAAUGACGUAAUUAAUAUCAGCAAUAUAGAAUCUUACAAUGCUAUUUUAGAAUCAAAAACUGACCACAUAUCUACUACGGAAAAAUAUGGGAAUGAUGUAAUUAACUUCGGAAAUAUAGGUGAUAAAACCAAAAUAAAGGACAAAUCAAUUAACACAACUAAAACACAAAAAUUUGCAAGUACUAUAAAAUAUACAUCACCAAUGACUAGAAGUACAACUGAUGAAUAUACAUUGCAUAACACACCUGAUCCGGUACAUAAUGAAAUGUUUAGAACAAAUUCAGAUAAUAAAGAAUAUAUUAUAAAUGCUGUAAAAAUAAAUGAGAGUAGAAAUGAAAUAAAAGCUUUAACUACAAAUCAUGUAUUACCACAAAGUAACAUGAAAAGUACCUUUAAAUAUAAUUCAAUGAACGAAAACAACAAAAUGUUUACAGAAUCUUACAAUGCUAUUUUGGAUUCAAAAACUGACCACAUAUAUGCUACGAAAAAAUAUGGAAAUGACGUAAUUAAUAUCAGCAAUAUAGGUGAUGAAACCAAAAUAAAGGACAAAUCAGUAAAAAUAAUCAAUACACAAAACAAUGCUACACAAAAAUUUGCAAGUACUAAUAAAUAUACAUCACCACUGACUACAAGUACAACUGAUGAAUAUACAUUGCAUGGCACACCUGAUCCGGUACAUAAUGAAAUGUUUGGAACAAAUUACCUUACUAACAAAGAUAUUGUUAAUAAAAGUAAUAAUAAUAAAAAAGAAUCAACUACAAAUCUGAUAUUCCCACAAAGUAAAAUAAAAGUGACAUCAUAUAGUAGCUUCAAAUAUAAUUUAAAAAACAUUAAAGACAAAAUGUUUACGGAAUCGUAUGCUAUAUCGAAACUAAACAAUGACAACAACUCUGGUACAACUCAGAAGACUACGAAGAUAUAUGAAAAUAAUACAAUUAACAUCGGCAACAUAAACAUUCAAACCAAAAUUAAAGACACGUUAAUCAAAAUGACUAAAGCCCAAAAAUUUGAACGUGUUUUGAAAUAUACAUCACCAAUAACAAGAAGUACCACUUAUAAAUCUAUAUUAUUUCAUACAUCACCCGAUUCAAGACAUAACAAAGUUUUAGAAACAAAUUUAAAUAAUACAGAAGAUAUUAUAAAGGAUAACGAAAUGAAUAAAAGCAGUAACAAAAUCAAGGGUUUAUUUACAGCACGAAACACAAAAGCAGCAUCACAUAGUAUCUUGAAAUAUAAUUCGACAAAUAUAAAAGACGAAAUGUUUACAAAAUCGUAUAAUGCUAUAUCAGAGCCAAGAAAUGUUAAUAAAUCUAGUAAAAUUUGGCAUACUACAAAAAAUUAUGAAAAUAGUGCAAUUAGUACUGAAAACAUACAUGAUAAAGCCAAAAUGAACGAAAUGUCAAUGAAAACCACUGAAACACAAGAUAAUGCAACACAAAAAUUUAAAAGUGAUUUAAAAUAUACUUUAGAAGAAGAGGUAAGAAAUACUAAUUAUAAAUAUAUAUUGCAUAACAUACCCGAUCCAAUUCAUUACAAAGUUUUUAAAACAAAUACAACGAAUACAAAAGAUUUCAUAAAAACUAUUAAAAAAAGAAAAAUAAGAGACUUCACUACAAAUCCAAUAUUUCCAAAAAUAAAUGUAAAAGCGACAUCAUAUAAUACCUUAAAAUAUAGGCCAAAUAACACGAAAGGCUUUGGGAAAGAAACAUUGAUUUCAGACCUGUACAAGUAUGUUACAAUUCACACAAAUGUUGAAGAAUCUAGUACAAUUGAGAAAACAUCAAAAAAAUUUGAAUAUGACGAUAACAAUAUCGAAGCUAUAGACAAAUUAUAUAAUAUAACGGUCGCAUUAAGCAAUACAGCUUUACCAAAAACUAAUACUAUUAAACCACGUGAAAAUAUUAUAAAAUAUAAAUUAGCAACCGUAAAUACUACAAAUUUUAAGGAACUUGACAACUUGUUAGCCACUCAAAACACAAAACUUUACAACACGACUGAACCAAUGAACAAUAAAUGGUUUUCCACAAACUCGAAGAACACCAAAGUGCUUACAAAUGUCACUGAAAACAUUGUGAGUACAAAUAAAGCAACAAAUUUAACGAUGAACCCAAUAUUUCUUCAAAGAAACAUUGAAGCAACCUUAAAUAGUCCCGUUAAAUAUAGUCUUAAGCACAAGAAAGGUAUAAUAUUCACGGAGUCGUACAAUGCCAUUUCAAAACCAAUGAAUGUAAAAAUACCUAGUACAAUAUGGCAUACUCCAAAAAGUUAUGAAAAUGACGUCAUUAAUGUAAGUAAUAUAGAUCAUGUAACAAAAGUAACGGAUAUUUCAACAAAUGCAACUAGAACCCGAAAUUAUAGUAAACAAAAAUUAGAGACUGUCACAAGUAGACCUUUUGAAACACUUCACAAGUUUCUAGCCACCAAAAUUAUACAACUUAAAAGAACACAUGAACCAACAAAUGUUUUAAAUUCUAUUUUUCUUCAAAAUAUUAUAACGACGGCUGCAAGUACUACAAAAUAUACUCAAACAAUUUUGAACGAGAAAUUGCUUACAGUUACAGAAAGCACUAUAUUUAUGACUGAACCAGAGUUAAAAAAUAAUGUAACAAGUAAAAUCAAAACUUUUAACAAUAAUUUGACAACAAUAGGACACAAACCUAUUUUGAAUAAUAUUGCGUCGGAGUCACAUAAAAGCUGGAAAAAUGUAACAUCAAAAAGGACACAAUCCAUUUUCCAUAACUUAAAGGCUUUAACUAAAGCUAUGUCUGUGAAAUAUUUUACAAGCAAACCACAUACCUUCGUACACACAGCUUUAAAAAUAAAAAAUAAAUCAAACAAAGGAAUAACGAUAAAGAAAAAUGAUAGUUCCUACUUAAAAACUUUUUGGCCAUUGGAUGCAACAAAACCUAUUUUACCUGUACUGCCAACAAAUCUCGCUACUGACCUGUUAAAAAUUAACACUACAGGACUACAGGAACAACACAAGCAACCAAAAAAAAUGAAUACGCUUGUUACUCAAAUUAACCACAAAACUGUAGAGAACAGUAAGAUGAACUUAAAAGAACUUCAGUUCUCAAGAGAAAAUACAAAGGAACUAAUGCUAUCUAAGCAGACGCCUAAAAAUCAAGAAUUACAUUUACAAGUCUUAAGCAAACCAUUCGAUUUCAAUACGGAUGCAACUUUAAAGCUAGACUUACAUCCAUCCUCACCAAGUUCUACUAGUCAUGUUCUCAAACAUAAAACAACUCCGACAGUUGGUAAAAUUCAGAUGAUGAACACCAAGAAAUUAGUGAAUACAGCUACACCUUAUACUGUAAGUGUCACAGCACAAUCAUAUCAAGAAAUCCUUAGACCAACACUUAGUCAGAAAGCAACGAAUAAUAGAACUCAUCACCAAACAGAUAAAUCGUUCGUUUUUAAUAAUUUUCUGUAUACAAAACCUAUUCAAAAACAUGAUGUUCCCAAUAAGUUUGUUUCUAAUGUGACUCAAUCUAAAUCGCACAAAGCAAAUGGUACACUUGCCACAAUUAAUAAAACAUCGUCUGUAAUUUCUGAAAGUACGAAAUUGGAGAUAAGUAAAACGUUUACAGAACCUACUAAAAUACCAAUAUAUAAAUAUAAUAGUCUCAACCCUAUGAUAUUUCCAAUUAUAAAUGGUACAAGACAUUCUAAAUCAAGCAACUUGAAAACAAUUAAACCUGAUGAAAUCGAACUAAGUAUUCGUGUAGGCAUAGAAACCACUAAAGAUCGAAUCCAAUUUACAUUAGUUAGUAUUGAUGAAAAACCAAAAACGGUGAGUCACCGAGUAGAGCCGAAAUCUGCAAAAAAGAGUUCCACUAAAGCGUUUGUUUUACCGUUAAAUGUUGACCUCAACAACGGUAAUCUGAACAGUAAAGGGUUAACGCUUAUGAACUUAACAAGAAGAGCUAAUGACAGAAAAGAAGUUGAAAAAGCGAUUACUCUAUCCAAUAAUAUAAAACAAAUUAAUCCUCCAGAAACAACAAUAAGUAUAGAAAAAAAGCCAGUAACUGUAAUAACAAAUUCGCAAAAUAGAUGGAUUUCUAAUAUUACAGUUGGUAAUAUAUCUACUAUAGAUGGUGGUAACAAAACAAGCUUAUAUUCCAAACAAAUAAUUGAAUUAGUGAACGUCAGCAGUACAGUACAGCCUACAUGGAAACAACAUAAAAAAAUUGUUAUUAAGCCUGCGAGUCUUACAGAUCAGUUUACAAUGGAAAACUUAAAACAUAUGUACCAAGAACAUUUACAGAAAUUAAAAAAGAACAAUAACAUUACAGAUAAAAUAAAAAUAAAAACACAAAUGUAUGUAACCAACGAAAAUAUAGCCAAUAGUACAUUUACAGCAACAAAAAAAGAGUCAACAAUGAUCAAAAACGAAGAAGAAGAUAGUGACUCACUAUUUAGAGAAAACGACAAUUCAGAAGAUGAUAACUCAAUGUUCGUCCCAAAUCAUGUUAGAAAGACUAAAAUGAAAAAUUUCAAUAAUGUUGCCAAAGAACAUAACGCAACCUAUUCCACUACUCAUAUACUACUUAGUCAUGAUAACGUCACGAAUAGUUAUCAAUAUUUAACUGAAACAAACAAACCAACAUAUUUUCAAGAUAAACAGAAUAAAAUACCUAUUACAUUCGAAAUUAAAGACGUAAAGCUGCAAAACAACUCAAAAUUUAAUAUAAAAGAUUAUGGUAAAACAAAAUUUAUUAAUGAUACUACUACUUAUAGUACAGAUAUCAAAGGGAAACUACAUAAUGGAACAGUUUAUAUUACGCCUAAUCAAAAUAAAAUAAUUAGUAAAACGAACAUGAGCAUAACAGAAAUAUCAAACAUUUCUGUCGGUGAACCUUCAGCUAUUGAAACAAAACAGAGAAAAAAAACACUUACCAGAAAGCGUAAAAAGCUUAUUAAUGCUUUGAAGUACAAAACUGACAUAGCUGAUUUACUCAAAAAAUUAGUGAAAACUAAAGAAAUCGAUAUAAAAAAGUUAAAUACAACCAACAAAAAUGAUAUAAUACAUAGAUUACUUUCUAAAAUACGUAAACCAACUAUACAUAUUAAUAAAUCUUACAUACAAAACAAAAGUACAAACAUACCAAUCAAAACUAAUUACAAAAAAAUAUCCGAUGAAAAAUUGCAUGAAGAGUAUAAAACACAGAUAGAUAAGCCCACAAGAAAAUCUUAUUUCAGUCAUGCAAACGAUACUCAGACAAUACAUAAUUAUCAGAUAAAUAAACCUACAGAUAAAAUAACAAAAAAAGAAAACGGCAAAAAAAUGAGUUUAAACAGAUCAUUCGCAAUGAUAUCGACAAUUUAUUUAACAGAGGUGACUAAAAAACCAGAGUCAAAGAAAUCUAAUCCACAAUUAUUUUCGGGUAUGAAAUUGGAUGAAAAUGGUGGGGUUCUAAAUUCUACAAAAAGUUAUAAAUUUUUUAACUUAUCUUUAAACAAUAAUCUGCAAAAAAAUCCUGCUGCUACGUUUAACGAAAUUAAAAUAAAAGACAAAAUUACGAAACUAGUUACAUCUAAACCAAUUACUUUAAAAAUAAUACCUUCAAAUACUACUGAUGUAUUGUCAUUAAUAAAUAAUGAGAUUAAAGACCAAACGGAUUUUACUAAAAGUAAUUCAAUUUUAGAUGACGAUAAUAAAUCAAAUUUAAAAUGGACGACAUUAACUACAACUAACAUAAAAGCCCCCAACAAAACACAUUUCAUAACCAUCAAAAUUAGUAUUCCAUAUUUAACUGUUCAUGCGACUACUAAAAUGACCAAUGAUGAGUUAGAAAAAUCACCAACAAAUGUUAAUGCUAAUAAAUUCACUCCUAAGCCUAAAAUUAUAACAGCAAUGUUCAAUUAUCAAUCAAAAGAUAGUAUUGAUCCCUUGACACCAGCAGCAUUCAUAACUAACGCUACGCAGACAAGUAUAAACUCGAAAGUUCAGCCAAAAACAUUCAGAGAUAUAUCCGGUAUUUCUCACAGUUUAGAAAUAUUAUCUGGCUUUACUUCUAACGAUAGAAAAACAGAUAUAGAUUAUGUACAUAAGAUGGGUUCUGCACCGAAUAAAGCUAUAACCACUCAAAUUUCAAAAUCAACAUUAAAUGAUUUCCUUGUAAGAAGACACGUUAAUGAACAAAAUAAAUCAGUGACUGAAAGCUCUAAACAAGUUUUAAAUGAUAUAAAUUUAAAUAUAGCCAACAAAUCUAUUAGCAAAUACAACAUAUAUAAUAAAUUUACUGAAGUUUACUCAGCCAUUUCAAAUGCAAACAAUUACUCAAAAACAUCAAAACCACUAAUACUUCUUAAUUUGAGCGAUAACAAGGAAUUGGCAUCAAAUACAGAACAUAUUUCGAAGUAUGGCACUAAUUUGAACAUUACAAAACAACCUCAAAAGCAUUUCUUUAAUGCAGUUUCAAAUGAAAUUCCACCCGGGAAUAACUCAGAUUUAUCACGAACUAAAAAAAUAAUGUAUACGACAAACGACGAAAUAAUGCCAGGAGAAAUACAAAAAAAGUCAAAUUUGUUCCUAAAAAUGAUUGAGAAUUAUAAUGAUAAUCCUGAUGCGUCCAUUACCCCAACAAUUGUUACGAAAGUACUUAACUUGAAACAGAAUGACCUAAAACUGGCCAAUAACUCAAUACUAGAAAUACGAACAAUAGCUCAUCUGUAUAAUAAAACUUCGAGUAAUACAUUAGAUUUUAAGUCGACAUAUGGCUUAAAUUAUACAACGUCACCUAUUCAUACUAAUGCUUUAAAAGAAUUUGAAAAAGAUCAACAACAUAAUAAGAAAUUUCAUUUUACUUCCAGUACUGUAAGCGAAAACUAUUUAAAACCAACUGUAGCUACUUAUAAUCCUACAAUAUUUAACAAAAAAAUUAAUAUUUACGCCGAUCCUAUAACCACAACUGUAAGGUUUAGGACAACCAACAAUAAUUCGCAGUCAAUCAUUGCUUUACUUUCAAACCACCAAAGUUCAUCUAUGUACACGACCAAAAGAACUUCUAAUAAGAGUAAAAAAAAUGACCCUACUCCGAAAUCAUCAUUAAACACUACACCUUACGUCCUAAGUACCAUUGGAAUAAAUUUAAAUCAAACUACUUCACUUGUUAAAAAUCUACAUACAACGCGACAUGUAAAACUUAACACUUUUGAAACCAAGUAUAGAGACGGAUCAAAUUUACCUCAAGAUUUAAAAGAAAAUAUAGUGACUAUGAGUUCGUUAAGUGCAAACACUACGAGUAUAACAAACCAAGCUGAUUUUAAAAACAUUUACAACGAAGUCACUCAAAAUCCAAAUGAAACUCAAGUAGAUACUACAGAGUAUAUACAGACUGAAAUUAUGCCUUCGUUAUUGAAAAUAAAAAAUACUACAAUUUCUGAAAGAGAAACAAAAGUUAUAACAAAUUUUCUAAAAUCGUCAGUUAAUUUGUUAAUAGAACAUAAAACUCCAAACAGAGAAAAAUCUAAUUUUGGCAAUCCUCAAAAUACAACUCAGAUUAUAUCUACAAAUGCAAAAGAAGAAAGCAAUCACACUUCACAUUUAAUCGCAAUGCCAUUUAACACUGUUUCAAAAAUUUACAUUUUAGACCCUAAAAGCAGCAAAAGUAUUUGGAGUCGAUAUACUAGAGGCAAUAAAAAGCAAAACACGAAAACAACAACUAAAAUUUACCAAAACUCUAAUAAAAUAAGUAAAAGUUUUACAAAUAUAAAUCCUUUAAGUAAGUCUUACAGUAUCGACAAACAGUCAAAAAAUUUUGCAGACAUGACUAUAACUGUGGCCAGUCACAAAUCAGAAAUGAAUAUAAGCUAUAUUAAAGAAAUUCAAAAGAAUGAAACACAAUUAUUAACUGAUAUGACUGUUCCUUUUCUUUUGAAUAAUAGUAUACAUCAAAAGCAAGCUUCAAAUCAAUUGAAAAUGCGUAAUUUACAAAACAAAAUAAGUCAUAAAGUUACAAAUAUAUCCUUAGAUACCACAAGAAAUUCUUCUAAAUCUAAAAUGUCGGGACUUCCUAACUUCGUUACAGUUAAGUAUAAAGAUAAAAAUACAAAAUACACAUCAAAAGAUCGAUUUUUACCUUCAUCAUACAAAAGUAAUAACGAAUCUAUUCCUAUCAGUAACCGAAAAAUAAAGUACAAUCCUUUAUCGACAAUUUUUGCCGAAUCUGCAUCAAUAGAGGGGAAAAAUGUAAAAAUUUAUAGCUCACGACUAAAUAGGUAUCAUUUCUUACGACCUCCUCUUACAGUAACAAAUCAUAUUAAGUAUAAUACAUACCAGCCCCCGACCGAAGAAGAUAACGAAGGCCCAACAUUAAAACCAAAAAUAAGCGCACGUCCAAAUAUAUCUUGUGCUAUACUAAAAACCAUGAGACAUAAAUUCCAUUCUACUUAUGAAUUUAUAGAAUUUCUGAAAGCAUCAAAUUGUUCUGCUGACAAUCUAACUAUACAUUUCAAUAUUAAAAAUAAUAGAUUUUCGAGGCCACCAUCGAAGCAAAACCCUAAUAGAAAAACGAGUAACAUUAAACAUCCAGCUAUAAAACUAACCAAAAAGGUUUUUACUAAAUUGGGAUCAAAAGAAUCACUAUUAAAUUCAUUUGAAAAAACCAAGUUAUAUCCGGUUAAGCCAGCGAAGGCGGUACUACCAAAAUUGCCACCAAAUAUCGUAAAACGAAUAAAUAUCGGUGGAGUUAAGAAAAAAGAAAUAAUGUCCAUGAAUACACGUGACUUUUUCAGUCAACACCGCUUAGCGACUCCGAGCCACUUAAAAAACCAAAAAGUGCGCCAAAAUAAUCCAUUAUUCGUAAAUACCAGAUACUCUAUUCUAAGACCCAAGUUUCAUCCUCUGGAAGUCCCACGGCACAAAAUAGAUAGACCUAAAACUUUCUUCAUGCCUCCUAGAAAUGAAGAGGAAACAUUUGCUGAAAUAUUCGAAACCCCGCUUCAUCAUAAGAAAUUAAAUUGGAAACAGCAAAUUGGGUCAGUUCGGGCAGCGCUGCAAAAUAAUCCUAGUGCCUUGUUCCCGACGCAAAUUAAGGCGUCUGUUAGCAAUGUGUUAGAUAAACCACAUACACAUCCUAAAACAGACUGGGACCUUUUUAGAGAUAAAACUGACUUAUCAAAAAAGAAAUUAUGGGGUCCACCUGAUUUCGUACCGCUCACAUGGCCGCCAACUUAUGACCUCAGCCUUCCAAAGCCUUUGACUCCGACUGGAGAUGAAUACAACCUCCGGCAGUUACAGUACAGAAGAAACUUCCAGGUCGUAACCCCUACACCUAAGGGUGAAGUGACAGAUUGGUGGUUGAACGACAUGUACCUGAAGGUACGGCUACCACUGCCCAUCAACUCCAAUCCAGGCAUGGUGUUUCCUCGUCGACACUUUGCAAAGAUGGAAGAGGUAGCUGACCUUGGAGCUUUGUUCAUCGAUGAUAUACUGGAUUACAAGGAAAUGUUGGAUAGAGGAGAACUUCCCCUUGAACGAGCUACCAGUCGCGAAAAGGGUCAGCCCCUUUGCAUGGAGCAAUUUUAUCGUUUACUGGGCGUCUGCCGCAUACCAGAAGUUGGCAAAGAUAGAUUGGAGCUGCCGGCUGUCAAAUCUGGAAAAGAGGAACAGGAGGAGCUGGUUGUGGUUGCUUGCAGGAAUUAUUUCUACCCGAUCCCGGUAAAAGCAGUAGACCGCGGCAGAAUCACGCCAGGAGAAAUCCAAGCACAGCUACUUCACGCUAUGGUCGACGCUGCUGGAGCUCCACCAGCGCCCAGGAUUGGUCUGCUAACGUCCAUGAACAGAGACCAGUGGGCUAGGGCCAGGGAACACCUAAUUAAAGAUGAAAUGAAUCGUAUGAAUUUGGAGCUCAUAUCCCGCGCACUUUGCAUCCUGUGCCUGGACGAAGCUGGAGGCGAUAGAGCAGACACAGACCCUGAGACGAACGCCAUGUUGCGGGCCAUGCACGGAGCUGGCACUCGUCAUCACUCCGCCAACCGGUGGUUUGAUAAAACUGUUCAGCUGAUAAUAUCAUCAGACGGUACAGUGGGCAUGUGUUACGAGCACAGCUCUGCCGAAGGUGUAGCAGUGGUACGUCUGGCUGAGCGAGCUCUCGCCAGGGCGGAGGUGGCAGAUCGGCCGGCUCCCCCACCGGCUCUACUGCCUGCCCCGCAAGCUAUGAAGUGGAACAUCGUACCAGAAGUUCAGAGGACUAUUGAGCAUGCUGCACGAGAACUUGAUAGGGCUAUAUCAGACCUGGACUUCAAAGUGUACACAUACCGCGGUUACGGGCGGGAAUUCAUGAAGUCAUGUCGCACCAGUCCAGAUGUCUACAUCCAGCUGGCGAUCCAGUAUGCUUACUACAAGAUGUACGGCUACCUUGUGACAACGUACGAGUCUGCCUCCCUUCGCCGCUUCCGUCAGGGUCGUGUCGAUAACAUCAGGUCAGCGCACGGGGCAGCCCUAGCCUGGGCAGCAGCUAUGUGCACCGCGGAUGCCUCACCACUCAACGACGGGACUGAUGAAGGCCAAAAGAAGGUCUCAUUCAAUUUGUAUGGGGAACAGAAAAAAAUAGAACUGUUCGAAGAAGCAGCUCGCAAGCAGACCUCCAUCAUGGAGGCCAACAUCCUUGGCAAGGGUAUCGACAACCACCUGCUGGGCCUGCGGGAGAUGGCGCGGGAGACCCUGGGGGAACUACCUCCUGUGUUUUGUGAUACGGCUUACAAACAGAUGUUUGAGUUCAAAAUGAGUACCAGUCAGGUAACCACCACCACAGACGGCACUUUCAUGGGCUACGGGGCGGUCUGCCCCGACGGAUACGGCUGCUGCUACAAUCCCAAGAAAGACUCCAUCAUAUUCUGCAUUGCUUCUUUCACAUCUUCUCCUGUCACCAACACGGAAGCCUACAGACAAUCGCUCGAAGAAGCCCUGGAUUCUAUGAAAUUAAUGUUUCAAGCACGAAAAGCAGGGAAUUGA
Messenger RNA from Arctia plantaginis, 18786 nucleotides. The record is from the annotation of a GenBank genome assembly. Lineage: Eukaryota; Metazoa; Arthropoda; Insecta; Lepidoptera; Erebidae.